Molecule: messenger RNA, 2009 nt
Organism: Rhincodon typus (whale shark)
Lineage: Eukaryota; Metazoa; Chordata; Chondrichthyes; Orectolobiformes; Rhincodontidae
Product: von Willebrand factor A domain-containing protein 7-like
Exons: 12
Source: RefSeq, a predicted model, not a curated record
CUGAUUCUCGAGCUGUUUUCUCAGGAGAUCCGAUUGUCAGAGAUCCUGAAAUCACCAGCGAAAACUGCGCCUGUAUUUUCACCCAGAGAUCGUUCCGAAGAAGGGUCCUGACCCGAAAUGUCAACUCUCCUGACCCUCUGAUGCUGCCUGGCCUCCAGCUCCAUACUGUGUUGUCCCUGUACUUUCACCGAGCCACUGAAACCUUCUCAUCUCGACCGGCACCUCCUCCUCUCCACCAAAACACGCUCACCAGCUGGUGUCAGGCCCCCCAAUGGCAAGACCGGACCCCCAGGGACUGGCCAUAUUGGUUUUCCUGGCUUUGCACCAUGCUGCUUCCUUCCAGCCCAAUUUCGGGGACAGCGUGACCCACAGCGCCAUCACUCAGAAAGCCGCCGUCCGGAUCCUCCUCAGGGUCUUCCAGAAAAUUCCCAGCCCGGAUGGAAACGUAAUCCCGAGUGAUGCCUUCCAGUCGGAGGAGCUGAUGGCAGAGAAACUCUUUGAGAGAUAUUACGGAAGGCCGACUUCAGUGUUUCACUUUCAAAACUCUGUCAAGGUGAUGACCAGCAGUAACACCAAGGUGGACUUUGUUCACGUGGCAGAAGGCAGGUACCAUUUCGAUUCAGAGACGCUGGCUGAGGGCAAGAACCUCCUGCUCAGGACCAAAAGCAAAGCAAUCAAAAAUAUCCUGCAACGCAACUACAACAAAGCAUUAAAGAACGUUGGCUCACUGCUACACACCCUCCAGGAUUUUUACAGUCACAGUAACUGGAUCGAGCUGGGGUUCCAAAGGCCACACAGUAACCUCCUGAAGUUGGGAGAAUCGUUUGGCAGGAUGGCAGGCCCGGAUGAGGAAACAUGCACCGAGUGCUCCACAUCCCACGGCUGCAAGGAUAAAAUCCUGGAAAAGGUCCAAAAAGAAAAGAUCCUGACCACUGGAUACUUUGGCUUCACCAGAAACAGUCGUCCCAAAGGCAAGUGUAGCCAUGGAGGGACAGCGGACCGGGGCAAGCGAGGGAAUCAGGGAAUUAACAAGGACACACGGAAUUCUCCGCAUGGACAGUAUCACACAGCAGCAGCGAGAGUGGCCACAGAGGCCACUGUGGAAGUUUUCCAGGAAAUCUGGGACACGGUGGGAGACCAGGCGUUCCUCAGGAACCCCACAGGGCUGGCGUUUGUAAUCGACACGACGGGGAGCAUGAGAGAUGACAUCGAAGGCGCCAAGCAGAGGACCAUCAACAUCGUGAAAAGCCGACGAAGGACCCACACCGAGCCAUCCUUUUACCUCCUGGUGCCUUUUAAUGACCCAGACUUUGGUCCCGUCUUCAAGACCAGUGACCCCGAAAAGUUUAUUGAGAAGUUGGAAUCACUCCGAGCUGAUGGGGGGGGCGAUAUUCCAGAAAUGUCCCUGUCUGCUCUCCAGCUGGCCCUCACCAGUACCCCUCCACUCUCCUUUAUUUACGUCUUCACUGAUGCCCCAGCCAAGGACUUCAGCCUGAAGAACACUAUUGUGGGCCUGAUAGAACACACCAAAUGUACGGUCUCCUUCCUGCUGACCAACGCGCUAACCGGGAGGCGCAGGCGAGCCACUGAUGAGUUUGGGAAUCAAUUAUACCAGGACCUAGCCCACAGGUCAGGAGGCCUGGCGGUGGUCACCCAGAAACAGGAGAUUUCGGAGCUGACCUCCAUCAUUGAGGAUAUGGCACACCCAGACUUGGUCACUCUACUGCAGCGGGACAACAACCAGGGUUACAGCAACAACGUCUUCACUUUCCCAGUGGACACCACCCUCAGGAAUGUCACCAUCUACAUUUCCGGAAGGCCAGCAACGUUCCGGCUAUCCCGCCCGGGAGGUAAAGGCACUAGUCAGUCGAGUGCGGAAUCCUCUGGUGAGCUGGCGCAGAUGAAACGUUUUGGUGACCUUACGGUACUUUACCUGCGUUCACCCCUCGUUGUGGGGCAAUGGGAGCUUUUUGUCUCGUCAGGAACACCCUACCGCGUAAAAGUGACAG